UCAAUAGGCAUCUCAUCAGAUUCUAUUCUAUUUAUCUUAGAGGACCAGCAGGUGUGAUAGUAGAAUGUCACUCCUCUGCCUGAGAGAGAUCUGCCGCAAGAUGAGGAGCAUCAAACAGACAGAGCUGGAGCCCUUGGUGAGACGAGCCAAUCAGAUUAGAACUGAAGUCACACAGGGAGGGAGGAAGCCCUGUAAGGAUGUGAUAGAUGUCAGCUGGGGAGACAAACACAGAGGAGGGGUCCAACCUUUGACCUUCGUUCGACAGGUUCUUGCAGCCUGCCUCUACCCUCAGUUGAUCCACAGUUACAAACUGCCAGGGGACGUUAGACAGAGGGUCCAAAGCCUGCUGGGAGCAUGUGAUGGGGGGAGUGUAGGCUCAUACACGCCCACUGGUGGUAUCUCUUAUAUACAGUGCAGUGUGUCCAACUUCAUCUCUCGACGAGAUGGUGGUGUACCAUCGUCCCCCGAGAAUAUCUUCAUGACAUCUGGCUCUCAAAGGUCAAUAAUGCAAGUGUUGAAUAUGCUGGCUGACUUCCACAAUCAGGCCUCACUUCCGACAGGUGUGUUGACCGCUGUGCCCACCUACUCUUCCUUCAAAAUGAUGUUGCAAAGGCUCGGGGCAGCCGUUGUUCCCUACUACCUAGAUGAGGAGCAGUGUUGGGCAAUGGAGGUGGAGGAGCUACGCAGAGCACUACAGGCCUCUAAGGGUGUCUGCAACACAGUUGCCCUGUAUGUCAUCAACCCGGGGAAUCCUACAGGUCAUGUUCAGAGCAGGAAGUGUAUUGAAAAGGUGAUCCGAUUCGCUGCGGAGGAGAGGCUCUUCCUCAUGGCUGAUGAGGUGUAUCAGGAAAGUGUGUUCGGGGAGGGCAGUGAGUUUGUCUCCUAUAAGAAGGUUCUGUCUGAGAUGGGGCCUCCUCUCUCUCACACAGUGGAGCUGGCCUCUUUCCACUCAGCAUCCAAAGGCUUCAUGGGAGAGUGUGGGCUACGCGGGGGGUACGUGGAGCUGGUGAACCUUGACCCAGCCGUCAUGAGGUACGCCUACACCCUCUUUUCCACUGACAUCUGUGCCCCUGUGACUGGUCAGCUAGCCCUGGAGCUCAUGGCUAACCCUCCCAGGCCAGGGGACCCCUCAUACCCGGUCUACGCCCAGGAGACCCAGUCUAUCCGGGCCAUGCUGGUCCAUAACAUGAGCUGGGUCCCAGAGUUUCUGAACAAUAUCCCAGGAAUCAGCUGUCAGCCGAUGAUGGGAGGAGCUUUCGUAUUCCCCCGGCUGUAUCUACCCCAAGCAGCCAUUGAGAAGGCCAAGGUGGUGGGGAUGCAGCCUGACCUGUGGUACUGUAAACGGUUACUAGAGGAGGCAGGAGUGUGUGUGGGACCGGGGUGUGAGUAUGGACAGAAGGAAGGCACCCACCACAUCAGACUGUGUGUCAUGACCCCAGUGGAGACCAUGGAAGAGGUACUGAAACGCCUGAAGAACUUCCACCUGCACUUCCUCAAGGAGUUCUCCUGAAAACUGGCUUCACCUUACAGCCCAAAGAUGAAUAAUACAUUUAACUUCAGACACAAUCACAGUACAGAGAGGAAAAUUGCAACCAGUAACAUUGUUUAACAUCUUUCUUUCAACAGACCAUAUUUAAAUAAAAAAAUAAUGGUUAACAAUA
Molecule: messenger RNA, 1661 nt
Organism: Oncorhynchus kisutch (coho salmon)
Lineage: Eukaryota; Metazoa; Chordata; Actinopteri; Salmoniformes; Salmonidae
Product: alanine aminotransferase 2
Exons: 11
Coding region: 65-1510 (481 amino acids)
Biological process (GO): biosynthetic process
Molecular function (GO): pyridoxal phosphate binding; transaminase activity
Source: RefSeq, a predicted model, not a curated record